This is a messenger RNA of Musa acuminata subsp. malaccensis (wild Malaysian banana), 776 nucleotides long. Its product is annotated as dormancy-associated protein homolog 3-like. Lineage: Eukaryota; Viridiplantae; Streptophyta; Magnoliopsida; Zingiberales; Musaceae. The record is from RefSeq and is a predicted model, not a curated record.
CUAUUAUCGGCGGGGCUGCUCACCACUGAGCUCUCCUCAGGGGCAGUUCCGUGAUUUCGGGGGCGGAUUAUGGGCCUUCUCGACAAGCUCUGGGACGACACCCUCGCCGGGCCUCGCCCCGAGACCGGCCUCGGCCGCCUCCGGAAGCACUCCUCCUUCGGCUUUCGCUCCAAUUCCGGCGGCAAAGCAGAGGGAGCGGCGGCGGGCCGAGGGAUCGCCGGAUCGGAUACCGGCGGCGGCGACGAGGUCGCAGUGCGGGUGACACGGAGCAUCAUGAUCAAGAGGCCGGCCGGGUGCCCGUCCCCGGGGAAUGCCACACCGCCGGCUUCGCCCGCGGGAUCUACGCCCCCCAUCUCCCCCUUUUCCGGAGGCAGGGAGUGGAACAGAUUUAAGAGGAAAUCACCAUUUGAUGCUUAUGAAAGAGUGGGACGAGGAGAAGGAGGAGGAAUGGUGGGUGUCGGAACACAGGAUGCUGCUGCUCCUCAUGAGGUUUGAGCUGUGCUGAGCUCCCUCUUCUCUCCUGUGUUCUUAUUAGAUUACUAACCUUCUCCAGGAGAAAGAGAGAUGCAUGUCAAGGUCAGGGUUUCUUUCUUUGAUGUCCUACCUAUUUUGUUGAUGCUUGUAGAAUUCUAGGUGUGUGGAGGGGGUGAGAGUCCAUAGAGGAGCUCUCUUUAAGUGUAGGGUUGGGGAGGCUGUUUGCUCCUUUGUUGUUAGUGCCACUUGUUAUGUUAUGAUGUCUUUUGCAUGUUAAUCACUGGUGAAUGCAUUUUCUGGAU